Molecule: messenger RNA, 1710 nt
Organism: Talaromyces amestolkiae
Lineage: Eukaryota; Fungi; Ascomycota; Eurotiomycetes; Eurotiales; Trichocomaceae
Exons: 9
Coding region: 1-1710 (569 amino acids)
Source: RefSeq, a predicted model, not a curated record
AUGGGUUCCCUCGAUCAUCAAAUGCCGCCCACACAAGAUGAUUUUGCGUCGUAUGAGGGCUAUUCAAUCCCUGAUACCCCCAUGGGUACCGCGCGAUACCUGAAGAUCAUCUGCAUCGGUGCUGGUGCGUCCGGUCUCAAUUUAGCCUUCCAGAUCCGUAAGAACAUGCGCAAUGUAGACUUUGUUAUAUUUGAAAAAAACGAAGAUGUGGGUGGUACAUGGUACGAGAAUCGAUAUCCUGGGUGUGCCUGCGAUAUUCCGGCGCACAACUACCAGUUCUCAUGGGCUGCAAAUCCGAACUGGAGUGAAUUCUACGCUAAGUCGUCAGAAAUUCUCGAAUACUUGAGAGCUACGUCGUACAAAUACGACCUUCGACGGUACAUUCGGUUCCAAAACCGGAUUUUAGAUUGCACUUGGGAUGAAGAAAGCGGCAUGUGGAAUCUCCAUAUUCAAGAUGAAACUUCUGGGCAAGUCAUCACAGAGUCAUGCCACUUUCUGUUCAAUGGCGGGGGCUAUCUAAAUCACUGGAAAUGGCCUAGUAUUGCAGGUCUUGACACCUUUGGAGGCGAUCUCGUGCACACAGCAAACUGGAAAGAAGGUAUUGAUCUUCGAGGCAAAAGAGUCGGUGUCAUUGGUAAUGGCUCUUCUGGAAUGCAGGUUCUUCCUGCUAUAUACCCAGAUGUCGAAAGUCUCGUUUCAUUUUCAAGGAGCCCAACUUGGGUGACACCGACAUUUGCGAGUGAAUUUGCAGGCCCAAACGGAGCGAAUUUUGGCUACAGCGAAGAACAAAAACGACAAUUCUCGGAGGACCCAGAAAAGUUUUUGGAAUAUCGAAAGGCCCUCGAAAAGACAAUGACUGGAAAUUUCAAGCUCAAUCUCAAAGACUCGGAAAUGCAAAAAGAAACACAACAAUUUUUGAAGGAUUAUAUGAAAGGGGUGUUAAGGGAAGAUAGGCUAAUCAAACCCUUGAUUCCAGAGUUUGGCGUCGGCUGCAGGCGUCCUACGCCAGGGCUAGGAUAUCUUGAGACAUUGACAAAGCCUAAUGUCCGCUUGGUCACAGAUGCGAUUUCGGAAAUUGUCCCACAGGGAAUCAAGCUUGAAACAGGAGAAAUCAUUGAGCUGGAUGUCAUAGUCUGUGCGACUGGCUUUGAUUAUUCCUGGAUCCCGCGGUUUCCAGUGACAGGGCGCAAUAACGUGACCCUAAGUUCGCUUUGGAAGGACCGUCCUACAGCAUACUUUGGACUGGCCGUCGCCGAACUCCCCAAUUACUUUGUGUUCCUUGGACCCAGUUCCGCACUUUCGCACGGGUCAGCCAUACCCACCAUAGAGGCAGUCACAAAGUACAUGCUCCGUAUCGUCUGGAAGGCACAAACAGAAACAUAUAAAGCUGUUGUGCCUUCGACGGAAGCAGUAAAUGACUUCAUUCUUCACAAUGACACAUUCCACCAGAGAACUAUCUGGGGAACAAAGUGUCGAUCAUGGCUGAAGGGUGGCAAAGAGGAUGGCAAGGUCUUGACUCACCCAGGGAGCCGUGUUCAGAACAUCCACUGUCUGCUCAAUCCGCGCUUCGAAGAUUGGACCUGGACACCGCUUGCUAAGAACCGCUUUGCCUUUAUGGGUAAUGGCAUGACAGUCCUUGAAGAGGAUGGAAGAGAUGUUACGUGGUAUAUCAAUGACUCAAAUACCGGUUACGAAGGGAUUUUCUAUUAG